GGCUAGCCAAACAAAGCCGAAGUCUGGUUUGGUUUAUCAUCUUCGGCCGCAAACAACCUGCUUGCUGAGACGGGCGGAAUAAAGAGGCAUCCAUAUCCAUCCAUGGAUCUCCAAGCUCCGGUUUCUAUCUCCAUUCCACUUUUCCGGCACCGGCGCCCCAAUUCCUACCCCUCGAAUUCGUUCAAAUGCCGCCGUAGGACUACUUCUUCCCAGCUCCAAUCCUCGACGGAACUCUCCAGCACCGCCGGCGGGUAUUCUCCGUCCGUCGCAACGCACAAAGUUACCGUUCACGACAGGCAGCGUGGCCUCACCCACGAAUUCCUCGUUCCCGAGGAUCAGUAUAUACUGCACACUGCUGAAGCGCAGAACAUAUCUCUUCCAUUCGCUUGCAGGCACGGCUGUUGCACUAGCUGUGCUGUUCGUAUAAAAUCUGGACAAAUUAGGCAGCCCGAAGCAUUAGGGAUAUCAGCAGAAUUGAAAUCUAAGGGGUAUGCACUGCUUUGUGUGGGCUUCCCAUCCUCUGAUAUUGAAGUUGAAACACAAGACGAGGAUGAGGUAUAUUGGCUUCAGUUUGGAAGAUAUUUUGCUCGUGGUCCUAUAGAAAGAGAUGAUUAUGCACUGGAGUUGGCCAUGGGUGAUGAGUAAAUCUAAAUCAAUUAGAUGUUGUAUCAGGAUUCUGGAUUUCUGAUGAGAGACAUGAAAGAUGUAUAAUUUUUCUCCUCUGCCUUCUGUGCCUUUUGUCUUCUCUUCUUUUAUCAUUUUUUUUUCUCUUUUAAACUCAAUGUAGGCCCUAAAGUACUCAAGAACAGAGAUACCAUUGCCACCUCUGGCUUUCCUGUGGAUACAUAUUCCUUCCUCUCUUAUCUU
This is a messenger RNA of Diospyros lotus (date-plum), 867 nucleotides long. RefSeq names its product ferredoxin C 2, chloroplastic. Gene Ontology annotation, biological process: electron transport chain. Bases 103 to 645 code for a protein of 180 amino acids. The record is from RefSeq and is a predicted model, not a curated record. Gene Ontology annotation, molecular function: 2 iron, 2 sulfur cluster binding; electron transfer activity. The transcript has 6 exons. Lineage: Eukaryota; Viridiplantae; Streptophyta; Magnoliopsida; Ericales; Ebenaceae.